CAUGCGCAGGCUGUAGCAUUUUCCAUCUCCUCUCGCCGCCGCCAGGCCCGCUCCCAUGGCCGCGACCGCUCCGGCCGACGACCGGCCGGACAAUUGCCCCUCCGCCGCCGCAGCUUCUUCCCCGCCGCAACCCACCCCGGAGGAGCUGGUGGCCCGCGCCGUCGCCCCCGUCAAGCCCGCCUUCCUCCGCCCGCCUCCCGUCCGCGAGGCACCCAGCGAGGAGAACAGGGCCACCGGCGCUGUUCCUUUGGAGAAGAAGUCCAAGCGCCAGUUCAAGCGCGAGCGCAAGCAGGAACAGGAGUCUGUAUCACGUCUUUGUAUAGCAGUAGGGAAAAGUGGAAAUCCGGAUGCUUGCAAAUAUGGUGCUUCUUGCCGUUUCAGCCAUGACAUAGAUGCUUAUUUAGCUCAGAAACCAGCUGACCUGGAAGGAUCGUGCCCAUUUACUGUACAGGACAAGUUAUGUCCGUAUGGUCUGAAUUGUCGUUUUUUGGGUACACACAAGGACAACAAUGCACUUUCUGAAAAUCAUGAGAUAAAUCCCUUGAAUAAAGACGUUCAAAAGCUCUUAUGGAAGACAAAAUAUAAAUUUCCCAAGGCCAGUGCCCAGAUCAAACAUCUUGGUCUUAAGGAAGUCAUCAAGACUAAAGCAAAUGCACAAACUGAAGAUCAGAAGGCUGAUCAUGAUAAUCUGGAUGUAUCAUGUGAACUGAAUGGUGAUGAUAAAACUGAAUCUCUUUCCGGUCCUCCUGUGAAUCUGGACUGUGAUUCCGGUUUGUGUGAAGAAAUGGUAAAACUGGAGGGAGAACCUUUGGUUGGUAACUCUGUUCCAUGUGUCGAACCAAGGGCAUCAAAGAAGUCAAAGGUUGAAGAUGGUGGAAUUCACAAAAAUGGAGCUGGUACUCAUGACACCACGACGUACUCUGAAGACUCAGCUUUGGUUAAUGGAUUGGAAGUGCCCUCAGAUGACCCAAGCUCUUGCAGAGUUGACCUAGUUGAAACACCUCAUUUACGUGAAAGAAAGAUAAUAGAUUUUCGGGAGAAGUUGUACCUUGCUCCCUUGACUACUGUUGGGAAUCUUCCUUUUCGGAGGCUGUGCAAAACAUUGGGAGCUGAUAUUACUUGUGGAGAAAUGGCUAUGUGCACAAAUCUUAUGCAGGGGCAAGCUUCAGAAUGGGCUUUGCUGCGACGACAUUCAUCAGAGGAUUUAUUUGGUGUGCAAAUCUGUGGAGCUUUUCCAGAUACAGUCGCACGGACAGUUGAACUUGUGGAUAACGAGUGUUCGUUUGACUUCAUUGACAUAAAUAUGGGUUGCCCGAUUGAUGUGGUUGUUAACAAGGGAGCUGGGUCCCAAUUGCUCACAAAACCUAUGAGGAUUAAGAGUAUUGUUCAAGCAUCAUCUGCCGUCACUGAAAGACCGUUAACUGUUAAGGUAAGGACGGCGUUUUUUGAAGGCAGGAACCGUGCUGAUUCUUUAGUUUCAGACAUUUAUGAUUGGGGUGCGUCAGCCAUAACAAUACAUGGUCGAUCGCGGCAACAGCGCUACAGCAAACUUGCUGAUUGGGACUAUAUUUACCAGUGUGCACAGAAGGCCCCGGAUGACUUGCAUGUCAUUGGCAAUGGUGAUAUAUUCUCCUACACUGACUGGAAUAGGCAUGUUUCAGGCUGCUCGAAAAUUUCCACUUGCAUGAUUGCUCGAGGUGCACUUAUCAAGCCUUGGAUAUUUACUGAGAUCAAAGAACAAAAGGACUGGGAUAUUACAUCUGGGGAAAGGUUCAAUAUUCUAAAAGAUUUUGCGCACUUCGGUCUGGAACAUUGGGGCUCUGAUUCCAAAGGUGUGGAGACAACACGCCAUUUCUUACUAGAAUGGCUAAGUUACACCUGUCGGUAUAUUCCGGUCGGGCUGUUGGAUGUGGUUCCGCAACGACUGAACUGGAGGCCCCCAAGCUACUGUGGCCGUGACGACCUUGAAACCCUAAUGGCCUCUGAUUCAGCAGCUGACUGGGUUAGGAUCUCAGAGAUGUUACUAGGCAAAGUUCCAGAAGGAUUUACCUUUGCACCAAAGCACAAGUCCAACGCCUAUGAUCGUGCAGAAAAUGGCUAAAAAUGUUAGGCGAUCCAUGUUCAUCGCAAACGACAGCCAGAACUCAGCAAUUCAUGAGAUUGAAUCUCUUCUCGGUUAGUGUUAGUCAAAGAGCUCCAGGCUGCUUCAUAAUGGUUACUUGUAGCGUGGUGUAACAGAAUGGUGCUGAUUUAUUUAUUCUGAAUGAUGAUUGCAUUUUUAUUUUAAGAAUGCAGGAUGGUGCUAAUUUCGAACCAUCACAGUUCUAAUACAAGAACAAUAUAGAUAAUUUUUCUGGUUUCAA
This is a messenger RNA of Brachypodium distachyon (stiff brome), 2363 nucleotides long. RefSeq names its product tRNA-dihydrouridine(47) synthase [NAD(P)(+)]-like. The record is from RefSeq and is a predicted model, not a curated record. Gene Ontology annotation, molecular function: flavin adenine dinucleotide binding; RNA binding; metal ion binding. Gene Ontology annotation, biological process: tRNA processing. The coding region runs from base 56 to 2101 and encodes 681 amino acids. The transcript is spliced from 10 exons. NCBI's taxonomy places the organism in Eukaryota, Viridiplantae, Streptophyta, Magnoliopsida, Poales, Poaceae.